AUGCUCACGUGCGCGCGCGGCCUCGUCCGCACGUCGGUGCGCUCCGCGCGCAACCUCGCGGUGCGCGCGGGCGACGACGGCUUCUCGGACUACUCCGCCAAGACGACCUUCCUCUUCCCGGGGCAGGGUGCUCAGAGCGUCGGCAUGGCGGCGGAGACGGCGGCGGCCGUGCCCGAGGCCGCCGCGCUCUUCGCCAAGGCGUCGGACAUCCUCGGCUACGACCUGCUCGCCAAGUGCGCCGAAGGGCCCAAGGAGGAGCUCGACUCCACCGCCGUGUCCCAGCCGGCGAUCUUCGUGUCGUCCAUGGCCGCGGUCGAGAAGCUGCGGUCCGAGUCGCCGGAGACGGUCGACAGCGCGACGUGCGCGAUGGGCCUGUCGCUCGGCGAGUACAGCGCGCUGUGCUUCGCGGGCGCCAUCUCCUUCGAGGACGGCGUCAAGCUCACCAAGCUCCGCGGCGAGGCCAUGCAGGCCGCCGCGGACGCGACGCCGAGCUCGAUGGUCAGCGUCAUCGGCCUCGACAAGGACAAGGUCGCGGAGCUGUGCGAGGCGGCGUCGACCAAGUCCGGCGGCAGCGUCACGACGGCCAACUUCCUCUGCAAGGGCAACUACGCCGUCAGCGGCGACGUCGCCGCCUGCGACGCCGUCGAGGAGAUCGCCAAGCCCGACUUCAAGGCGCGCAUGACGGUCCGCCUCGCCGUCGCGGGCGCGUUCCACACGGACUUCAUGGCCCCGGCCGUCGACGCGCUCGCCGCCGCCCUCAAGGAGACGGACGUCGCCUCGCCGCGCAUCCCCGUCGUGAGCAACGUCGACGCCAAGCCCCACAGCGACCCCGACGUCAUCAAGGACCUCCUCGCCAAGCAGGUCACGUCGCCGGUGCUCUGGGAGGACAGCGUCGCCCAGGUCCUCGGCAACGGCUUCGAGAAGGGCUACGAGCUCGGCCCGGGCAAGGUCAUCUCCGGCAUCUUCAAGCGCAUCGACAAGACCGCCGAGGUCGAGAACGUGGUCGUCUAG
Molecule: messenger RNA, 1011 nt
Organism: Aureococcus anophagefferens
Lineage: Eukaryota; Pelagophyceae; Pelagomonadales; Pelagomonadaceae
Gene: KAS3
Exons: 2
Coding region: 1-1011 (336 amino acids)
Molecular function (GO): [acyl-carrier-protein] S-malonyltransferase activity
Source: RefSeq, a predicted model, not a curated record